GUUGGAAAUGUAAAAGAAACCAACGACUCUUCCCUCUUCGCUCUUCUUCCUUUUAUUGUUGUCUCUUGUCAUCUUUACUGAACAAAGUACACUUCUGAGAUGGAUAAAUGAUAAACCCAUAUCCUCAAAUUCCAGUCGCUUACUCUCGUAAAUCUUUGGAAACUCCUUCAGGAGCAUAAGAUUUGAAGGGACACAUUUGGGUUGAAAGAGAUAACAAACAGAACUUUAGAGAUUCAAGGCACUUUGGAAAUAAAACAAACAAAAUAAGUUUUUUUUUUUUUUUCCCAAUUUGCUGGCCAAACUGUACACAGAAGUAGCAGAAGUGCGGUGAAUUCCAUCCAUAUUUCCCUCUUCUCUCCGCUGCCGCUUUUCUGUCUACUGCGUGAAGGGCCAAAAUGCUUUCACAUUCUGUGAUGGCAGCAGGAGCAGGAGCUUUAUCAUGCCUGCCAAUAAACCACAAAAUUGGCGGAAAGAUACCCUUUAACCUUCAGCUUAUAAAUAAUCAUCAAAGGACUCUGAAAUUUGGGAUGGUGGUGAGAGCAGGUGGAUACACUAGGGUGGCUUUGGACACACCUGGGGCUUAUCAGCUUAUCAAUAAUGAAACUGGAGAGAAAUUUAUUGUAUGGGGUGGCGAGGAAAAUGAGCCUCCUGACUCUCCUAUUCCCCCCGAGCAGGUUCUUUCUUGGAAACCUGUUUCAAAUAGAAGUAAUAGAGGAGAUUCAGAUGGCAAUACAGGUUUUUGCAAUUAUUUUUCCCUCUUUUCUAUUUCUUUAAGUCGAAUCUUUACUCACAUAUUACUGAAUUUAUUGGGAUUACUGUUAGCAUUGAGUUUCUUAGAGGAAGGAGUAUAUUUUAUUAAUGAAAUAAUGAUAAACGAAAAAGGAAGGAGAAUCGAAUUCUGUAUGUUUGAAUUAAUAAUUCACGGAAGUAAUUAGGUGGUAGAUUACAAGUGGUGUUGUGUCCUGAAGAAAGCUCCAAUGUUUAGUUUAAGUUGAGCAGAUGUAAUGGUAGCUUAAUGGGAUGAUAUCAGUCAGUUUGAAGAUAUUUUACUUCCUUCAAAGUGUAUCAACUGGGGGUUGCAAUUUCUUCUUUUGUGCUUCAAGGUAGAAAGGAAGACAAAUAGACUAUUGGACAGGUGAACACGACAGUGUCUGUUGCAAUAUACUUUAUGCAGAAGAAAAUGUUGAUCAUAAGAAUUGCUAUAAACUGGUUGUCAGGUUUCGAGUUUAGAUUUGCCAACUUUUUCGGCUGUGUUAAGAGUUUUUGUUGUUCUGAUAUAGAUUGUUGAAUAAGGACAAAACUCAAGCACGGUCAUCACCUGAUAUAAAUUUGGAGUAUCAUGUCUACUCUUAGUUUGUUGAUUAAUGUAUUUCUGGUCUCAAGCCUGGAAUUCUCAAUUUCAAAAACCCGAGAUGAAGAGGGUUGUCUCAGGUUUACAGCGUGCAUAAGACUUUUUCUUUCUCCUGCUAACUUUGUUGUUUUUAUGGCUGUUGAUAAGGACAUAUCCUCAUAGAAGCUGCAAAGUCCAUUCGCCUCUCUGAGGGGCCUGAUGAUUUGUUCAUGUGAUUGUGUGUUAAAUUUUCUCUAGCAUUGAGAAUCGGAUUCUGCUUAAUAUUGAAAAAUGUUGUUUUUGAGGUCAACAUAUGUGGGUAUCAGGUCUACAUCCUCAUAACUAAAAAACAAAAGUAGAGAAUGUAUGGGAAACAAUAGAGACCACUUUGUGAAUUUCAUCUUUGCCUUACCGGCUGUCUAGCUAGGUUACACGGAGAUCUAGUAUUCAAAUUGUAGUUUUCCUUCCGUUUAAAUGUAUCUGCUACUCAUUAAUUGCUUGAAGUUGAAUCAUUUGGUAUGAUUAUGUGGUGUUAGAUAGAUGCUGAUGUUAGAUUCUUGCAGUAUCACAAUUAUAAAUCUUUUCUUCUUUUGCUGUUAAAUACUCGAGUUGCCAUAAUCCAUUGGUAAAUCACUAAAGUGAUCACAAUCAUUUGGAAGACUCUUCAAUGGCAGAUUGAUUGACUGCUGUAAUAUUUCUGAAUACUUUCUUAAUUGGGUUUUUGAUUGUGUGAGUGAUUGAACUACAGGUAGUGGAGAACCUACUAGAAGUUUUGGCAGAUUGAAAGCUCAAAGAGUAAAAGAUCUUGCCAGAAGAAUCCAUAAAAAGAUUCAAGAAACCAGUGACCUUGAUUAUGUAGAACAGAAUACAGACAAUAGAUAUAGUCAAGAAACCAGAGAUGUGAUGCAAAAAGUAUCAAAUAGGGGCAAGGAUGACAUAGAUCGAUUUCCAAAAAACCGAGUUGCAUCAACAAAAAACCAAUUCUCUGACAUUGCAUCCCCGGGAGUAGAAACCUCUGCUUCAAGAGGAUCUUCCAACCCCUUAAGAGGAUGGGGAAAUGCAGAGCCAAGGGACAUAUAUAGGCAGGACGACAUUUCCCGGAAAAGGAAGAAUUUAAAGGAUAGUGGUAUUUUCUUCAGUAGAAAAUCCUUCAAGGAUAUAGGAUGCAGCAACUAUCUGAUCGAAACGUUGAGGGGCCUGCUUUUUCUACGCCCCUCUAAUAUUCAGGCCAUGGCAUUUGGACCUGUUGUUGAGGGUAAGAGCUGCAUAGUCGCUGAUCAAAGUGGGUCAGGAAAAACUUUGGCUUAUCUCUUGCCAAUUGUUCAACGUCUUAGAGAGGAAGAGCUCCAAGGAGUUAGCAAGCCAGUGCCAAACAAUCCACGGGUUGUUGUACUGGUUCCUACCGCUGAGUUGGCAUCGCAGGUAUUAAGUAUCUGCCGAUCAAUAUCCAAGAUGGGUGUUCCAUUCCGGUCUAUGGUUGCAACAGGUGGAUUCCGCCAGAAGACUCAACUAGAGAGUCUAAAACAAGAGCUAGAUGUUUUAAUAGCUACUCCUGGAAGAUUUAUGUUUCUAAUGAAAGGAGGGUUCCUGCAGCUAUCGAAUCUCAAAUGUGCUGUACUUGAUGAGGUAGACAUACUGUUUAAUGAUGAAGACUUUGAGCUUUCAUUGCAAUCUCUGAUGAACAACUCGCCCAUUGUGACACAAUAUUUGUUUGUGACGGCAACUUUGCCUGUUGAUAUAUAUAACAAACUGGUUGAGGCUUUUCCUGAUUGCGAUGUUAUAAUGGGACCUGGAAUGCACCGUACUAGUCCCGGCCUUGAAGAGAUUCUCAUAGAUUGCAGUGGUGAUGACACUGUAGAGAAAUCUCCCGAAACGGCUUUCACCAACAAGAAAAAUGCUCUGUUGCAAUUAUUGGAGGAAGAUCCAGUGACUAAAACUAUUAUCUUCUGUAACAAAAUAGAGACAUGUAGAAAAGUUGAAAAUGUGCUUAAACGAUCUGAUCGAAAAGGAUCUAUGAUUAGAGUAUUGCCGUUCCAUGCUGCUCUGGAUCAAGAAACACGGCUCGCAAACAUGACAGAGUUUCGUGGCUCUGUUAAGGAUAAUACAUCUUUAUUCUUGGUGUGCACCGACAGGGCAUCCAGGGGAAUUGACUUUGCAGGCGUGGAUCAUGUAGUGCUCUUUGAUUUUCCUCGUGAUCCAAGCGAGUAUGUGCGUCGUGUUGGGAGGACCGCCAGAGGCGCCGGCGGGAAAGGGAAAGCUUUCAUUUUUGUGGUUGGUAAACAAGUUUCUCUUGCACGUCGGAUAAUUGAAAGAAAUAAGAAAGGACAUCCUCUGCAUGAUGUGCCUUCUGCGUAUGAAUUGAUGGGUUAGACAAACACAUAUGCAGUACAAAGGCAUUAUCAUCGACCUUGUGUAAAAUAACACGCUGACUGGAAAUUUUGUGGACAAUGACAAGUUAGGAAAUAGUUAAUUGGCAUUUCCUUCCGUCCCAAAAACAUAGUAUCCUAUAUUUUGUUGUAGUAACGUAGUUUAUGCAGCUGAUAUGAAUUUCUCUAUAGCCCAAAUGGUAUUACUAUUGUUCAAGAAGCAUCUUCUACCAGUGUACAAAAACUGCAAAAUAUCUUAAACGAAUACAUAUCACACUCGAAUUAUUUCUUUUAAAAUGACAAUUGUGUUUAACAUUCCAU
This is a messenger RNA of Oldenlandia corymbosa var. corymbosa, 4017 nucleotides long. Lineage: Eukaryota; Viridiplantae; Streptophyta; Magnoliopsida; Gentianales; Rubiaceae. The record is from the annotation of a GenBank genome assembly.